Onychostruthus taczanowskii (white-rumped snowfinch) is the source of this 534-nucleotide messenger RNA. Its product is annotated as scale keratin-like. NCBI's taxonomy places the organism in Eukaryota, Metazoa, Chordata, Aves, Passeriformes, Passeridae. Gene Ontology annotation, cellular component: intermediate filament. The coding region runs from base 1 to 534 and encodes 177 amino acids. The record is from RefSeq and is a predicted model, not a curated record. Gene Ontology annotation, molecular function: structural constituent of cytoskeleton. The transcript has 2 exons.
AUGUCCUGCUACGACCUGUGCUCCAUCGGCUCUGCCUGCGGUGCCCUCCGCCCCCAGCCCCUGGCUGACAGCGGGAACGAGCCAUGCGUCCGCCAGUGCCCUGACUCCACCACCGUGAUCCAGCCUCCCGCCGUGGUGGUCACCUUCCCCGGCCCCAUCCUCAGCUCCUUCCCCCAGGAUUCCGUGGUGGGAUCUGCUGGAGCACCCGUCCUUGCAGCCUCCGGAGCCUCCCUGGGCUAUGGGGGCUACGGGUCCCUGGGCUAUGGGGGCUACGGAUCCCUGGGCUAUGGGGGCUACGGAUCCCUGGGUUAUGGGGGCUAUGGAUCCCUGGGCUAUGGGGGUCUCUAUGGAUAUGGGGGUUACGGAUCCCUGGGCUACGGGGGUCUGUGGGGCUAUGGGGGUCUGGGCUCCUGUGGCGGGUACCGGGGCCUGUAUGGCUCCGGCAGAGCCUUUGGCUCUGGCUAUUGCAGCCCCUACUCCUGCUCCUACUCCCGCUACGGCCGCUACCGCCGCGGCAGCUGUGGCCCCUGCUAA